Messenger RNA from Anopheles nili, 2298 nucleotides. RefSeq names its product homeobox protein slou (gene slou). Gene Ontology annotation, cellular component: nucleus. The record is from RefSeq and is a predicted model, not a curated record. NCBI's taxonomy places the organism in Eukaryota, Metazoa, Arthropoda, Insecta, Diptera, Culicidae. Bases 7 to 2298 code for a protein of 763 amino acids. Gene Ontology annotation, molecular function: RNA polymerase II cis-regulatory region sequence-specific DNA binding; DNA-binding transcription factor activity, RNA polymerase II-specific. The transcript has 5 exons. Gene Ontology annotation, biological process: cell differentiation; regulation of transcription by RNA polymerase II.
UGAACUAUGGUCAUGAUGCAAUCGCCAAUGUCUGAUUGCGGGCAACCGGAAAGCCCUUCGUUGUCGCAACCCAACUCGCCGCCAGCCUCAACCGAACCGGUGCCACCGAACCCACCCAAGACAGUCCUGGUGAAGGGAGUCGGUGGUGGUGGUGGUGGUGGUGGUGGUGGGACACCCCACCCUUCGAAUGUGGCCACCCUAACCACCAGCCCGGAAUCAGAGGCAGAAGGUGGGCUGUUUCCGUCGCGCUUCAGCGAAGAGCGACGCCUCUCACUAACACCGUCGGCUCAGCUGCAGGAGGCGGCUAACAAAUGUGGCACCUUCCUGGACCUGCGCGCGAACAACCGUAGUGCAAGCAGCAACAGUAAUAGCAGUAGUAGCGAAGCACUCGAUGGUGAGCAUGAUCCCACCGAGCCGGAUCGCUUCACCGAUCAGGUGGAAGCGAAACUCUCCGACUACUCUCCAACGGUGGCUGAGCUUCAGCAACAGCAAGCUCAAGAACGCUCGGUGAAGUUCUCCAUCGAGAGGUUGAAGCACCUGGCAGAUGGACACGCGUUGGCAGUACGUCACCAUCCACUCCAUCACCACCAUCAUCAUGGUGGUGGUGCAGCACAAUCAGCGGCUGAACAGCUGGUAUUAGCCGCCGGUGGCCAUUUUCCGCCAGGUACUCACCCGUCCAUAGGCGGCUCAGUGGUGUCUGUGAUACCGUCCGGUUCCGUACUGCCACCUCUACACCCUGCCGUCCUGCACCCAGUGCAUCCGGCCCACCCACCACACCAUACCCCCGUGGCGGCUGGUGUCGCACCUCUUCAGCCGUCCUCGUGCUUUCCGCACGCGUCUGCGACGGCACCAGCACAUCAGGCACAUCCCCAUCAACACAGCCACCAUCAACGCCAUCAUCAGGCAGCCGUGGCGGCGGCAGCGGCGGCUGCAGCGGCUGCAGCAGCAGCUGCAGCAGCUGCCGUUGCUUCCGGUUCCUCCCCGGUUCAGCCGCAACCUCAACACCAACACCAGCAGCAGCAGCAGCCGCCGACAGCACAAUCGCAGCCGCCGCACGAAUCCUCGCAGCCGCCAGUUCAGCCGCCGGGUCUACAUCCGGGUCAUCCGUUCGCUAUCAAAUAUCCGGCGGGGAGUGCGUCACCGACUGAUCUUGAGAUUGAGCGGUUCAAGAUUGCGCGCACCGCAAUCAACAACACGGCCGCCUUUGCUGCCGCUGCAGCCGCUAAGGAGCUGUCUGACAUUAGCUUCAGGAUACAGCUGCAGGACGGUGGUCAACAUCACGCUGGGUACGCUAGGAGUGACACGAGCGAGGAACUCAUCGUCGAUGGCAAUGAGGAGUGCUCGCAGGAUGGCAUAUCGGGCUGCCCCGUGGACCUGACGCGCUCGAUGGACAACGGUACCGACGCAAAAUCGCACGCAAUCCGCGACACUGACAAGGAAGCGGCCUCGAAACGGCUCGCCUUCUCCGUGGAGAACAUUCUCGACCCGAACAAGUUCAACGGCAAGCACGGCAUCCUUACGUCAGGUGUUGCCUCCGCCGGCGCCAUCUUUGGUGGCAAGCUGGGUGGUGGGGUCGGUGGUGGAGCCGCCGCCAAAAUGGCGGCUGCCCUCGGGGCCGCUAACAACGCCGGAGCCAACUACGGCACCAAUAACAACAAUUGCGCGACCAACAACAACAACAACGUCAGUGGCGGCAAUAACAACAAUAACAACACCAUCAGCAACGGCAAGUUCUGGAGCCAAGCCAGCCUGGAGCGAGAGGACAAGCUGGACGACGAUCACAGCGAUUCGCGUUCUGCCAAGGAUGUGAACGAUAUCGAUCAGGAUGACAUGGGCGAUGACACGAUGGGCAGUGAUAUGGAGGAUCACGCCAGCGAAACCGACUCCAAGAAGGAUGGCACGAACAAUCGGAGUGGAGAUGGCAAGUCGCAGGGCAACAGCUCCAAACCGAGACGUGCUAGGACGGCCUUCACGUACGAGCAGCUGGUGUCGCUGGAGAACAAGUUCAAAACCACGCGCUACCUGUCCGUCUGCGAGCGGCUCAAUCUAGCCCUUAGUUUGAGCCUCACCGAAACCCAGGUUAAGAUUUGGUUCCAAAAUCGCCGGACGAAGUGGAAAAAACAAAACCCAGGCAUGGACGUCAACAGCCCAACGGUACCACCUCCGAACAGCGGCGGUUCCUUUGGACCAGGAUCCUACGCCAGCAGCCUGCUGUACCCGCACGCCAUGCCGUACCCACCGUACGGACCCUACUUCCACCCACUCGGCGGUCACCAUCUGGGUCACUCGCACUCGUAA